This is a messenger RNA of Micropterus salmoides (largemouth bass), 4792 nucleotides long. RefSeq names its product rho GTPase-activating protein 42 (gene arhgap42b). The transcript has 25 exons. The record is from RefSeq and is a predicted model, not a curated record. NCBI's taxonomy places the organism in Eukaryota, Metazoa, Chordata, Actinopteri, Centrarchiformes, Centrarchidae. The coding region runs from base 119 to 2809 and encodes 896 amino acids. Gene Ontology annotation, molecular function: GTPase activator activity; protein binding. Gene Ontology annotation, cellular component: cytoplasm. Gene Ontology annotation, biological process: signal transduction.
UGAGGAACUAAGCGGAGCAGGAAAACUUUUUUGUGGAACUUGGAGACCGCUGUCGGGAGUAAAAACUGCUAUAUGCCGAGUUAAAACGUUUGAAAGGCAACUUUGUCAUUGAGGUACAAUGGGACUCCCCACUUUGGAGUUCAGUGACUCUUUCCUGGACAGUCCGGACUUCAGAGAGCGGCUCAAAUGCCAUGAAAUAGAGCUAGAGCGGACAAAUAAAUUCAUCAAAGAACUCAUCAAGGAUGGGAAUAUGCUGAUCACUGCACUCAAGAAUCUUUCUGCUGCCGUCCAGAAGUUCUCCCAGUCCCUGCAGGAGUUCCAGUUUGAGUGCAUAGGUGAUGCAGAGACAGAUGACGAGGUGAACAUUGCCCAGUCAUUCAAAGAGUUCUCUCAGCUGCUGAGCACUGUUGAAGAAGAAAGAAGGCGCUUGAUUCAGAAUGCAGAUGAUGUGUUGAUUACUCCUUUGGAAAAGUUUCGGAAGGAGCAAAUCGGUGCUGCGAAGGAGGGGAAGAAGAAAUUUGAUAAGGAAACAGAGAAAUACUACUCCACGCUUGAGAGACACCUUAACUUGUCAUCCAAAAAGAAAGAAGCAUAUCUGCAGGAGGCUGACAUGCAGAUUGAUAAAGAGAGACAAGUCUUUUAUGAUGCAUCCCUUGAGUAUGUUUUCAAAAUACAAGAAGUGCAAGAAAAAAAGAAGUUUCAGUUUGUCGAGCCGCUCCUGGCCUUUCUACAGGGUUUGUUUACAUUCUACCAUGAAGGAUAUGAGCUGGCUCAUGAAUUUGAGCCAUACAAACAGCAGCUCCAGUUCAACCUACAGAACACACGAAACAACUUUGUGAGCACAAAGCAGGAAGUGGAGAAGCUCAUGAAGAGGAUCAAGUCUGCAGAUCAGGACUAUAAACCCCCAGGCCAGUGGACGAUGGAAGGCUUCCUGUAUGUCCAGGAGAAACGUCCUCUGGGAUGCACUUGGACACGUCACUACUGCACAUAUGAGAAAGGCAGCAAGACCUUCACCAUGAGCAACACUGAAAAUAAGUCGGCCGGGAAACAGAACGGUCUUGUCCUGAACCAGGCGGAGAUGUUCAAGCUGAAGUCCUGCAUUCGGAGGAAAACUGACUCAAUUGACAAGCGUUUCUGCUUUGAUAUUGAAGUGGUGGAGAGAAAUGACAUCUAUCGUGGAACUCUUUUCAGACCGCUUCAGUUUUUCUGUAAAGUCCGGCAUGGCGUUAUGACACUGCAGGCACUGUCAGAGUCUAACAGAAGAUUGUGGCUGGAGGCCAUGGAUGGCAAGGAGCCGAUUUACAACCUACCAGCCAUAUUAAGCAAAAAGGAAGAGACAUUUCUUAAUGAGGCGGGCUUUAACUUUGUAAGGAGAUGCAUUGACCUGGUGGAGAUGAGAGGCAUAAAUACAAUGGGACUGUACAGAAUUGGAGGGGUCAACUCCAAAGUACAGAAGCUGAUGACCACAGUCUUUUCAUCCAAAGCACCUGUGGAUAUGGACCUGGAUCCAGAAACGUGGGACAACAAAACUAUUACCAGCGGUCUGAAGAAUUACCUCAGGUGUCUCUCUGAUCCUCUAAUGACUUUCAAGCUCCACAAGGAUUUUAUCAUGGCUGUCAAGUCAGAUGACCAGAACUACAGGGUGUGUGCUGUCCAUGCUUUGGUUCAUAAGCUGCCAGAGAAGAACAAGGAAAUGCUGGAGCUACUAAUAAAACACCUCGUCACAGUUUCCACACAAAGCCAGCACAACCUGAUGACAGUGUCCAAUCUGGGCGUCAUCUUUGGGCCCACUCUGAUGCGGUCACAAGAGGAAACUGUGGCCGCAAUGAUGAAUAUCAAGUUCCAGAACAUAGUGGUGGAAAUACUUAUUGAGAACUUCAUCAAGAUCUUCCACCAACCUCCGGACCCCAAUGUGCCCCUGCCCCAGCCCCAGAGCCGGCCUGGCUCUCGCAGGAGCAGGGCCAUCUGUCUGUCCACUGGGCCCAGGAAGCCACGCAGCCUCUACACCCCAACACUGUGCCUGGCUGAUGCAGAAAGUCCCUGUAUAGGUGACACUUUCAGCAGCAGUCCGAGCAGCACACCUAUGGGCAGCAUGGAGUCUUUGUCCUCCCACUCCUCUGAGCAGAAUAGCUCUUCCAAAACAGCUUCCUCUGCUCAGGUCAAGGACAAGUUGCUCCUGGACCUCCGCCGAACGCCAUCACAGCUCUCAAAUGGCCCCAGGAGUGCUGUAUGUGUCAGCAGCCCAGAGUCUAGCUCCAAGGAGGAUGCAGGGCGUACAGAUGGAGAGUCAGAGGAUGCUCUCAGUCUGUCCUCAGUCAGCACCGCGCCCAUGCUGUCUCCUGCCCCCAAAAAAGCCCCCCACUGCCGCCCUGACAUCAGGCCAGCACUGUUGAACCGCUCAGCUGCUCCCUCUCUGAAAUCAGUGCAUAUAUCUGAAGGCCGCAGGAGCUGCUCUGGAUCUGUCCAAAGUCUGUCAACACUGGAGCCAAAAGAGCACCCAGACCUUCCACCAAAACAAAUGAUCCGCCGCAGGAUGGACAUCUCAGUCAGCAACGGCUACCAAAGACCUGGCUCAGUGGUCGCUGCCAGAGCACUGCUUUUUGAAAAUACCUCUUCCUCACAGUCUGUUCCAGUCGGAAGAGAUGCCAAGGCGAUGUAUUCCUGUGAGGCAGAGCACAGCCAUGAGCUCAGCUUCCCUCAGGGGGCGCACUUUUCAAAUGUCUACCCCUCUGUUGAACCAGGCUGGCUCCAAGCAACAUACGAGGGAAAAACAGGUUUAAUCCCUGAGAAUUAUGUCGUCUUUCUCUAACAAACUGGUAAACAUUGCAUCUUUUUCAUGGUAUCCAUGGAAAAAUUAAUACACACAAUCGGGUUGACUGUUGUAAGGAGUUCCUGUUAUUGCUGGUAACUAACAUUUCUGCAUUUUAUAUGCGGUCUUAGCAGAUAUCAAGCAGUAUAGUAUUUGCUUUAACACUGCUAGAAGUUCGAAGUCCAAAAAUGACUUCAUUGUGAAAUGUUUGGGGAAUCUGCAGAGAUUAAGAAAGUAAGAAGAAAUAGGUAUGACAUUAUUGUUACAUGUAAAUGCAUAUAUUACCCAUCAACUGCACUGAUGUUUUUAGUCCCAGUAUUAGCAGAAUCACAAAACAAUCACAUCCUAUUUCACAAGAUUUAUUCUCAGAAAUAUAUUAUAUUUUAACUGCCCAUUAAAUCAACAUAACACUUUCAUCAAGUUGCAAAUGAAAAUCUGUAGUUUCAUAAACAUUUUGUAUUAACUGUAACUGAAUACACUGUGAUUAAAAAUAAUGAUAAUAAUCUAAUCUAUUAGAAUCCAUAAUGGGUUUGCACCUUAACUUUCAUGUUUAUGGCCUGUGAUCAUUGAUCAUCCAUUGAACCUGCUCACUGCUGCAGUGCACUUUCUGGUUAGCUACACAGUACUGUACUGUACAGUACAGUAAUGCUAGUGAGCUCUUCUGUCGACGCUAAUCAAAAUAUUUACUUCCUGUAACACUUUAUUACUAUAAAUUAUCACAUCAAAUAUAUGCCGAAUGUAAAAUGUUUUUUUUAUAUAAUGUCAUGAAUGCUGUGUCCGUGAGGUGGAGCCUUCACAUUUAAUGCCUGUGGUACUGUACUCACUGGUACACUGGUGUACUAGUAAUGACAACUAGACAUGUAUCAAAUUAUAUUAUGUUAAAGAUGCUAUUUCAUAUUUAAUUUUUACAGUCACAACAUUUCCAAAGUACAAAGUUCAUUAUUAUCUAAAAAGAAAAUAAUCAACAUCUUCAGUUAUUAUAAACUGAAAAAUCACUCCAACGUAAGACAUUCUCUGGUGUCCGAAGGUAUUUGUGAUCUUGUACUUUCCAAGAUUAGGAGGUUCUUUUCCAUUUACAUCUUUAAGAAUGUCAGGUGGCCUUGACCAUUGAUGCUGGAAUAACACUCCCUUGCAGUCUCAAUUUGCAGGAGCAUAUCACAGAAAUUAUAUCCAUAUCCUGAAUAUGUAACAUUUGACAUACUUAAAUUUUAUACGGCAAGCUUGUUUCCUUGAAGUCAUCCACUGUGUCUUGGAGGUGCAUAAACAUGUCUAUAAAUAAACAGUGAUUUAUUAGACCUGUGGUCCAAAUUCUUUAUCACAGUUAGUGAGUUUAACUUGUGCUUACUGCAGUGAGAAACUCUGUAUUCAACAUGUAAAGAAGGCUGAAUAGUGAGAAUGUGUUGUAAAUGUAUUAACCUUUGGUAAAAUAUAGUUGUCUCUUUGUGUUCUACUUUCCAUGUUUUUAUUACCUCUGCCAGGGAAGUUACAUUUUGGCACAUUGCUUUGUUUGUUAACUGUACAACUAGUAACAGAUUUCAGUUAAAAAUUAUUUAGAGAAAGACCAUGUGCGGAGGAGAAAGGGAUUAAUUAUUUUUACAGAUCUGCUGAUACAGAAAUUAUAAAGGAUUUCUGUAUAUUAUGAAAUGGGGCUUUUUUGAAAACAUUUUCUAAUUUUUAAUUAACUACUGCAUUCACUUGAAUUAAACCUGUCACAUGUAUCCCAUUUCUGUCAUUGUGUGUAUUCUGACGCAGAUCGAGAUGCAGAUUUUUAUGUUCUGUUAUGAAAAUAACACAUUUUGGGCAUUGUGCAGCCUUUGUGGAGAUGUGCCCUUUUUUUAUUAGUUAUCUUCUCAUUUUCCCCUAUAGGUGCAUUGAGUCACACAGCUGCUAACCCUAAAAUAAUUUGAUUAGUUAAAGUGGCAGAUUUCAGUGUCUCCCCUAUUUGUCCUCUACUAAGAAUAAAAUGUUUGUGAGAAACACUGA